Messenger RNA from Magnolia sinica, 1334 nucleotides. RefSeq names its product F-box/LRR-repeat protein At1g67190-like. The transcript is spliced from 2 exons. NCBI's taxonomy places the organism in Eukaryota, Viridiplantae, Streptophyta, Magnoliopsida, Magnoliales, Magnoliaceae. The record is from RefSeq and is a predicted model, not a curated record. Gene Ontology annotation, molecular function: protein binding. Bases 99 to 1334 code for a protein of 411 amino acids.
UCCUUCUUAUUACAAGAUUUCACCUUUAUAUUUCUGACACGAAACCGGAGAUUGAGAACCGAAGAGAGAAGAAAGGAGACCUGAGCGUCUAUUCAGGUAUGGAGAAUUUGCCAAUAGACGUGAUUCAAUGCAUACUAACCCGAGUGGAAGCUGCACGAGACGUGGUAAUGGUGUGUGUUACUUCUCGGAGUUGGCAACAAGCCUUCCGUACCCACCAUUCCCUUCAUUUCAUUUACGACAACUGGGCAGGUUACCGUUCGCUUCAUCCCCAUCAACUCGAGAUGUAUAUAGAUCAGGCCGUGCGUCAAACUGUGGGGUUACGGUCCCUGUCAAUUGUUAUGGAUGCCAAUCAUGCUGGAUUCACCGCAGAUUCAGUGACGUCAUGGCUCUCACAUACCAGAGAGACAUUGCGUCAUCUGUUGUACGGUGUUCGGACAGCAUAUGCCGACAUCAUGCGGGACUGCAACUCUAAGAAGUUGGAACUCUUGUUUGUGGCCUAUCAUUCUCCAAAAAUUACAUCCAUUACUGGUAUAUUUGAACGCCUGCAUACCCUAUCCUUGGCGUGUCUCACCAUUUCAGCCAUAGAUUUGGCUGGGUUGGUCAUGGCUUGCCCAGUUUUGAAGAAUCUUUCACUCAUCUCCUUGCAGGUCACGGGCUCAGAUUAUGCGAGUUUGGCGAUCCCCACAGUACAUAGUUUACAUAUAGAACUUAUGAAGUUCAAUCUUGAAUUAAAAAUGGUUGGUAAUCUAGAGAACUUGUAUUUUAAGAGUUCGUUCAUAGAAAAUGUCGGGGUGUUUGGCACCAACCACUUGAGAAAAGUUGACAUUGAAGAUUGUACAGGCCUACUAUUCAUCAACGACAUAGCUUACUCAGCUUCGAAAUUUGCAUACAUCUGUUCUGCUUAUGACAUUCUACUAGACGAUGGAUUGGGCAUGCUCUGCGUGUCAGGUGGACUUACAAGCUUUCGCAUUUGGGAUGUCAAGUUUUCCGAUGAUAUUGUUUAUCCUCUUGAGACAUUUGAUGAAAUGAUACCUCAAUUACGUCAUCUUUCUUUAAGAUGCAGAUUGAAUAAUGAGUGGGUUGACGCGUUCUCACAGCAAUGUCCUUAUUUCAAGAAUUUGAUGGAACUGGAAUUAGGUUGGAUUAACAUGGACUAUGUUUUCACUUCAUGGGUGAGGUUGCUCGUUGGAAGAUGCCUCAAGCUGGAGAAACUAGUCAUCAUUGGAAAGCUUUCCGAUCGUCCAAUGUCUGCUGAGUACGUGGAUUAUUUGAAAUCAUCCAUUUUUCAAAUGAGCGGAAGAUGUCAUCUCCAUGUGGAAGUCCGAUUCGAAUGA